Molecule: messenger RNA, 2093 nt
Organism: Nematostella vectensis (starlet sea anemone)
Lineage: Eukaryota; Metazoa; Cnidaria; Anthozoa; Actiniaria; Edwardsiidae
Product: deleted in malignant brain tumors 1 protein
Exons: 11
Coding region: 108-1922 (604 amino acids)
Cellular component (GO): membrane
Source: RefSeq, a predicted model, not a curated record
UUCGCAAUGUUUUAAGUUCGAAAAAGUGCUCAAAGCUUAAGCCACAAGCCAUAACGCUAUUGGCGAGGCUUGUACUGUCUUGCAAGAGAACCGAGUCCGCGGCAAGCAUGACAAAAGCUGAAAUCUUUCUGGCGUGUUUUCUGCUACUGUUUAUUUCUUCGUUGGCUGAUCCGGUAGAUGAUGCAUUUGGUCUGGAGUCAGAAGCUACAGAUGACUUCAAUGAUUUUGAAGACAGUGCUGACGAUGCAGAUGGUUAUUUUGAUGACUUGUUUGAUGACGAGGGUUCAGCAUGCUCUAACUACACAAUAUUGAACGAACCGGACAGAGCGGUGUACGCCCCAAGAGGUAACACCUCCUGUGGACGACUUGAUGGUAAUGGGUGGUACCGCAUAUCAGGUGAUGCCGGGAAUGCUGUACUGACCACGUGCCCUAACAACAGAACCUGCGGUGCAAGGUAUUAUUCUGGGUGGAUGAACGGUUCGCACCCAACCGUGGACAUGGGAAUAGUCAACAGAACCCUUUGUUUCUCUCUUUCUGCAUUUGGUAGAUGCUGCGCAAGACGAGAAACAAUUUUCGUAAAAAAUUGUGGCGCCUUUUACGUGUAUCGCAUGCGGACCAGCUUACCAUCGUGUUAUUAUCGAGUCUGUGGCAAUGGUCGUAAUGAGCUACUACCAACACCAACACCAUUCGUCAGGGUCCGUCUUGUCAAUGGAGGGGCGCCCUACCGCGGUCGAGUGGAGGUUCUUUACGGCGGUAUUUGGGGCACCAUCUGCGAUGAUAAUUUCGGUCUCCCUGAUGCAUAUGUGAUAUGCAGAAUGUUGGGGUAUUAUCGCGGGGUCAGGUCGGCGCCUUGCUGUGCUCGAUACGGACAAGGGAGUGGUCGAAUAUGGCUCGACGACCUGAACUGUAAUGGCUCUGAGAGAUCUAUUGCACAGUGCCGCCAUCGGGGAUGGGGAGUACACAAUUGUGGACACAGCGAAGACGCAUCUGUAGAAUGCAUAACAUCCAAUCCAAUAACACCAACACCCUUCCGCUACACCACCCGGCGACCAUUCCCCUACACCACCCGGCGACCGUUCCCCUACACCACCCGGCGACCAUUCCCCUACACCACCCGGCGACCAUUCCCCUACACCACCUGGCCACCGUUCCCCUACACCACCUGGCGACCCUUCCCCUACACCACCCGGCGACCCUUCCCCUACACCACCCGGCCACCGUUCCCCUACACCACUCGUCCUCAAGUCUUUGUGCGUCUGGUGGGUCCAUACAGUCACCUAGGGGAGGGGAGGGUGGAAGUGUUCUAUCGCGGCCGCUGGGGCACUAUCUGCCAGAAUGGCUUCGAUUUGAGAGACGCCGAUGUCGUGUGUCGCAUGUUGGGCUAUCGAUCGGCGUUGGGGUAUGAUCGAUGCUGCUCUAGACAAAGGCCCGGUUCAGGCUUCAUCUGGCUGGAGGGCUUGUCAUGCUAUGGAUAUGAGUCGUCCAUCUCUUUGUGUCGUCACCCCGGAUGGGGGAACACAUUUUGCAGCCAUGCCCAGGACGUGGGGGUCCGUUGUCGGUCAAAUUUCGUUACUUCUAAACCGCCAAGCCGAAAUACAAUUCACCCGCUGCUCAACGACGCCAUCAUGUUGAUCAAGUCCCUGAUCGAGACGUUCCAGAGCCUUCUGCGUAUUGUUGAAUCCGCUAUCAAGAUCGGAGGAAGGGUAGCAGGAAUCAGAUUUAAACGCGACAUCACACACCACAUGGCUCAGAUCGACCAGCACGUCGCUCGCGUGCCGAACUUCUUGACCGAGGAGCCUGGCGACGAGUUAAUAAGACUCGUGCGCAGAGACUACAUCGGCUCAUGCAUGCGAGCUAAUAAGCUGCUCAAAAUACUUGACGGAGCAAACACAGAGCAGCAAUCGAGAGAAGAUGAAGACUAGGCCACUAAUAAGUGAAAGACGGCGUCAUCUUGUUAAUGUUAAGAGUCAAGGAUUGAAAACAGCUUCUAAUUUUUUAAAUGCUUAAGAAUCAUUACAGCCCCAAAGAUGUGUUAAAUUUGUCUUUUUACCUGACGAUUGUUAUUGCUGAUAAUAAAAUUAUAGUUUGCAGCA